Molecule: messenger RNA, 640 nt
Organism: Prorocentrum cordatum
Lineage: Eukaryota; Dinophyceae; Prorocentrales; Prorocentraceae
Source: the annotation of a GenBank genome assembly
GUUGGGGCUCAACUUGCAAGCGCGCCGUCCAGUCUGCAUCCAAGCAAAAAAAAAAAAAGCAGGAGCAACAUGCUGCCUGGGAGAUGCUGAGGCGCGCAUUAAUCAUUUGCCCAAUUGCUCCGGACAGGAACACGGGCCACAUGGGACCGCCCUCAGCGGAGGGCGGACCACGAUUGGCACCACUGCAGGGAGAGGAGAGGUGUGCGACGACUGGCGGGAAGCUGCAUCUCGGGCCGUACCAUUACCACGACGCCUUCCCCGUCUGGCUGGCGCAGGGCAGGAUCGGGGCAGGAAGGAGGGGCUCGGACGCGGGCAUCGUGCAGGGCCGCGUGGGCGCGCGCAUCGACGCCCGCACGGGCGCGAUCCCGCCGACCGAGAACGGUCACGUGCAGCGGGCGGCAUCGGGACCCCACCCCACUGCGGGAUAAUUUUUGCUGGGUUCCCCCGCCGCCACCGAGCGCCGCUACGACAGAAGAGUCCUGUCUACUCCCCGGGGCGACGGGGGCACCGAGGGCGGCGAGGAGGAAGACGCGGCCGAGGGGACAGCGACGACGACCCCCCGAGCCCAGGGGGGAAGCGGCCAGAGCCCUCGCCGCGCGCCGCCCGCCCGCGGCCCGCCCUCGCCGCCCGCUGCCCGCCC